CUUCAUCCAACAACCUUCCCGGCCGUCUACGUACGCCACUUUCUUUUUUCAGCCCACAGUCCCAAGGCUCAGGAAGCCUAGGUGCUCGGAGCUGCACUCUAUCUCUCACCCUUUCGCAUUUCCUAUUUAUCGGCCAAUACCACAUCAUCUGAUUGGGGACAUCUGCAACACCCGUCAAGAUGGAUGACCUCUUUGAGGUUUUCGAGGAGCAGCCUCGCGCCCAGAAGAAGCGCAAGGCCUCUCCCGAUGUCGAAAUGACCGAUGGAGCUGCCGCUGCCACCGCAAAUGCCGCCGCCGUCACUCACCUGCAAGCCCAAGCCGCCCCCGCGCCGCAAGAAGACAACAACAACAACAACAUCAGCACCGACCAGCCCACGACCUCCAACGGCGAUGCCGCUGCCGCUGCCGACGAUGUUCAGUCGCCUCAGAGCCCCCAUGGCCAGGGCGACAGCAAGCGCAGGAAGAAGACGGACGAGGCCGAGCCCAUCAUGACCGAUGCCUUCCAGACGGCAGAGUCCCGAGAGGUCACCGGCGCCCAGGGUUUCGCGCCCACCGAGGGCGAGUCCAUCGUCAUCUCCCACAACAUUCAGCAUCAGGUCGCCCUGCCCCCCGAUUUGGACUACGAGUAUAUCCCCCUGUCUGAACACAAGCCCCCCGCCGAGCCCGCCCGAACAUACUCCUUCAAGCUCGAUCCCUUCCAGGCCCUGUCCGUCGCCUCUAUUGAGCGCGAAGAGAGUGUCCUGGUUUCCGCCCAUACCUCUGCUGGUAAGACGGUCGUUGCCGAAUAUGCCAUCGCUCAGUGCCUCAAGAAGAACCAGAGGGUCAUCUACACGAGUCCUAUCAAGGCUCUUUCAAACCAAAAGUACAGAGAUUUCCAGGCCGAGUUUGGCGACGUUGGCCUCAUGACUGGUGACGUUACCAUUAAUCCCACAGCCAGCUGUCUCGUCAUGACCACCGAAAUUCUGCGCUCCAUGUUGUACCGUGGUUCCGAAAUCAUGCGCGAAGUCGCCUGGGUCGUCUUUGAUGAAAUUCAUUACAUGCGCGACAAGAUCAGAGGUGUUGUCUGGGAAGAGACCAUCAUCUUGCUUCCCGACAAGGUCAGAUACGUCUUCCUCUCCGCCACCAUUCCCAACGCCUUCCAGUUCGCUGAAUGGAUCGCCAAGAUCCAUCGUCAAGCCUGUCACGUCGUCUACACCGAUUUCCGUCCCACGCCCUUGCAAAACUACUUCUUCCCCGCCGGUGGCAAGGGUAUCCUCCUCAUUGUCGACGAAAAGGGCAAUUUCAAGGAGAACAACUUCAACCAAGCAAUGGCCAUGAUCGAAGAGAAGAAGGGUGCCGACCCCAACGACUGGAGUGCCAAGCAAAAGGGCAAGGGCAAGAACAAGAAGACGAACAAGGGCGGAGAGGCUGCUAAUGACAAGGCGGAUAUCGCAAAGAUCAUCAAGAUGAUUCUCAAAAGGAACUUCCAACCUGUCAUCGUCUUCAACUUCAGCAAGAGGGAGUGCGAGCAGAUGGCCUUGGCCAGUUCCAGCAUGAAGUUCAACGCCCCGGAUGAGGAGAACAUGGUUAACAAGGUUUUCGAAAAUGCUCUUGCUCAGCUGUCCGAGGACGACAAGAACCUCCCCCAGAUCGCCAACAUCCUUCCCCUUCUGCGCAAGGGUAUCGGUGUGCAUCACUCCGGCUUGUUGCCCAUCCUCAAGGAGACCAUCGAGAUUCUGUUCCAGGAGGGUCUUAUCAAGGUCCUUUUCGCCACCGAAACCUUCUCCAUCGGUCUGAACAUGCCUGCCAGAACCGUUGUCUUCACCCAGGUCACCAAGUGGGAUGGUCAGCAACGCCGCCCUCUUACUUCUUCCGAGUACAUCCAAAUGGCUGGCAGAGCCGGUCGUCGUGGUCUCGAUGACCGCGGUAUCGUUAUCAUGAUGGUCGAUGACAAGCUCGAACCCGAGACGGCCAGAGCUAUCGUUGUCGGACAUCAGGACAAGCUCAACUCUGCCUUCCAUCUCGGCUACAACAUGGUCCUCAACCUCCUCCGUAUCGAGGCUAUUUCCCCCGAGUACAUGCUGGAGAGGUGUUUCUUCCAAUUCCAGAACGCUGCGAGCGUACCGCAGCUCGAGCGUGAGCUCAUCAGCCUGCAACAGGAGAGGGACGCCAUCAUCAUUCCGGACGAGAGCAUUGUCAAGGAUUAUUACGGUGUGCGUCAACAACUGGAAGAGUACAACAAGGAUAUGGUGCAUGUCAUUCAGCAUCCCCAAAACUGUACUGGCUUUUUCCAGGAGGGCCGUCUCAUUCACAUUAAGAGCCCAAGUGGAGUGGACUAUGGCUGGGGUGUUCUGAUUAAACAUACCCAACGGCAAAACCCGAAGAACGGUCAGCCACCUUAUCCAGAGCAAGAGUCAUACGUUUUGGACGUUUUGUUGAAGGUAUCUGGCGAUUUCAACCCCAAGGCCCGUGGGGAGACGCCGAUGCCUGAGGGCAUCAUGCCUGCAGGAAAGGAUGGCAAGAAUGCCAGGUGGGAGGUUGUCCCCUGCCUUCUGAACUGUCUCAGGGCCCUUGGUCAGCUGCGUGUUUUCUUGCCCAAGAGGCUCGAAAGCGCCGACGAGAAGGACGGGGUGGGUAAGGCCGUUGACGAGAUCAGCCGUCGCUUCCCUGACGGCAUCCCUAUCUUGGAUCCUAUGGAGAACAUGGGCAUCAACGACGACAGCUUUAAGAAGCUGCUCCGCAAGAUUGAGGUCCUCGAGUCGCGUUUGGUGGCCAACCCUCUCCACAACUCUCCUCUCCUUGUUGAACUGUGGAACCAGUACAGCCUCAAGAUGAGCCUUGGCGAGCAGAUCAAGGAGAAGAAGAAGGCCAUUGCCCAGGCCCACAGCGUUGCGCAGCUUGACGAGCUCAAAUCUCGCAAGCGUGUCCUUCGCAGACUGGGCUUCAUCAACGACGCCGAGGUCGUCCAGAUGAAGGCCCGUGUCGCGUGCGAGAUCUCCUCGACAGAGGGUCAUGAGCUUCUCCUUGCCGAGUUGCUCUUCAACCGCUUCUUCAACGAGCUGAGCCCUGAGAUCUGCGCUUGCAUUCUCAGCUGCUUCAUCUUUGACGAAAAGAUCGAGACGCAGGCGCUCAAGGAGGAGCUGGCUAAGCCUUUCCGCGAAAUCCAGGCUCAGGCCAGGAUCAUCGCCAAGGUCAGCGCGGAAAGUAAGCUGGAUGUCAAUGAGGACGAGUACGUUCAGAGUCUCAAGUGGCAGCUCAUGGAGACUGUCCUGGCUUGGGCUCAGGGAAGGCCGUUCUCCGAGAUUUGCAAAAUGACCAACGUCUACGAAGGCUCGCUCAUCCGUCUCUUCCGCCGUCUCGAGGAGCUCCUCCGCCAAAUGGCCGAGGCCGCCCGCGUCAUGGGCAGCGAAGAGCUCAAGGACAAGUUCGAGCUCAGCUUGUCCAAGAUCAGACGUGACAUUGUUUCUUUCAACAGUUUGUAUCUGUAAAGAGGGAAAGAAGAGAUGCGCUCGAUGAGUUGAGUUUGAGAUAGGUUAUGCUUUGAUCAUGGCAUGGCGUGUUGAUACCCCCUACUACUUCGUAUUAGAAAUCGCUGUUUCAAAAGUG
Molecule: messenger RNA, 3585 nt
Organism: Neurospora tetraspora
Lineage: Eukaryota; Fungi; Ascomycota; Sordariomycetes; Sordariales; Sordariaceae
Product: putative ATP dependent RNA helicase
Exons: 2
Coding region: 180-3467 (1095 amino acids)
Biological process (GO): maturation of 5.8S rRNA; RNA catabolic process
Cellular component (GO): nucleus
Molecular function (GO): RNA binding; ATP binding; RNA helicase activity
Source: RefSeq, a predicted model, not a curated record